UUGGCUUUUUUCUUAGCAUCUCAAGUAUCGCCAGUGCAUGUGAGAUUAUUAAAACAAGGAAGUUGCCCUCGAAUCUCUGGCGGAACGUGCCUUCGUAAGUGUAGCUCAGAUGCUGACUGUGUUGAUGUUCUAAAAUGUUGCAGUAAUGGAUGUGGCCUGGAAUGCGUUCCACCUACGAACAUUCCAUCUCCACUUUUCAUCGGUCCUGUUCAAUCACAGCAUACUUUGACGAGGAUCGGACAUUGUCCAUCAUAUGAGAUUUCCGAUAAAUGUAAUAAUAAAAUUUGUACAAAUGACAACGAUUGUGAAAAGUUCGAAAAGUGCUGCGAGUCAAAUUGCGGUCAAACAUGUCGCCAACCAGACCAAACAACAAAUUGUAUUCAUCUUUAUUUUGCAAUUAAAAGAUUACUGGUCAAUAAUUUGGAAUUUUAUUUACCUGAAUGUGAUACUGAUGGCAAUUUCAAAAAAAUCCAAUGCGACCGUGAUUUUUGUUGGUGUGUUGAACAAAAUAUAGGAAAUGAAAUAUUGGGGACAAAAAAACUUCGCGGAUUCGGUCCUCCUGAUUGCAGCGGAAUAACGCACUGUCCUGUUAUCCAGUGUAAUAAUUUUUGUCCAUUUGGUGUGAUGACGGAUUAUAAUGGUUGUCCACUUACAAAAUGUGAAUGCAAAAAUCUCUGCGCUGGUAUAAGGUGUCGCAAUAAUUUUGAUAUAUGUCAACUAAUUGAAUCAAACUGCAUAAAUCCACCAUGUAUUCCUAUUCCUAGCUGCCUAUUAAAUCCUUGUCCUAAUGGUAUGCCAUCCACUCUUGCAAACGGCGCGACAGCUUUAUGUUUGAAUUCACAGCAAUGCUCCUCAAAUUAUUGGUGCCAUCAAAUUGGAUAUAAUGGCUUUGGAUUUUGCUGUCCAUUACCAAAAGCCAGAUUGAACAACGGCAAAUGCAAGAAGCAAUUAAUAACAGCGUUGCAAAACUGUGAAUCAACUUGCAAAAUUGAUGAAGAUUGUGCAUCAAAAAAUAAAUGUUGCUUUGAUGGUUGUGGCUUGAAAUGUACGGCGGUUCAUUAUCAGCAAAACGACUCAGUAGCUGAUAAAAGUGCAACUGCUAUAUCAGUUGAAAAUAAUUCGAAAAGUAAAAGUCGUAUUAGCAUUCUUUUAGCAGCUGCUCACAAUGCUAUUGGUUGCAUUGGUUCCACUGGCUAUAAGACUAAGAUGCUACCAAGCCUCUCUGUCCUAUCUAUCUGA
This is a messenger RNA of Dracunculus medinensis (Guinea worm), 1239 nucleotides long. Lineage: Eukaryota; Metazoa; Nematoda; Chromadorea; Rhabditida; Dracunculidae. The record is from the annotation of a GenBank genome assembly.